AUGUCGGGCAAUCCCAACGAUCACGACCCUAGCCGUCAGGGUGAUCCAAAUCGCCAGGAUCCUCGAGACACCAGAGGGCCCCAGUGGAAUACUCCGGAUGAUCAGGCCCCCUACCCAUAUCCACCUACUUCCUAUCCUCCACCGGAUCAGGACCGCGGCUAUCAAUAUCCCCCUCCCGCACAGUACGCGCCAUCGCAGUAUCCCCCUCCUCCUCAGUAUCCUCCAUCACAAUAUCCCCCGGCGCAGUAUCCGGACCCAAGAUACUCGCACCCACCAGCCAUGAAUGCCAUUCACGGAGCGCAAGACCCCUACCGCCUGCCUCCUCCACCAGGACCUUAUCGCACCGAUGCAUAUGGACCUCAGGCAGCCCAAGGGCCUUACCAAGCAGCAGCUCCACGACAGCGAACGGCCAUCGCCUGCCGAUACUGCCGUCGCCGGAAGAUUCGUUGCUCAGGAUUUGAGACGUCCGCAGAUGGAAGAUGCAGCAACUGCGUGAGAUUCAACCAAGACUGCAUGUUCACCCCAGUCUCUUCGCAAACCCAAGCCUUUGUGCCUGCACACACCGCCUACCCCCAUCUACGCCCUGGACAGAAUGGCCCAGGACCAGGUCGCGGUGGACCUCCAGUGCUGUACGGCGCUCACGGACAGCCUCUACCCCCUCAACAGCAGCCACAGGGUCCCGAGACCACCCUGCCUCCGCCUCAAGGGAUGUACUAUCAGAACGGCCGACCCCCCAUGGACGGUGCCCCGCCACCCCUUGCAUCAACCAUGCCCGAUCCGGUAAGGACGCCAUUACCCCUUCGGCAAGAGACAAAGGGAAAGAGGGAGCCUGAGCUAAUAUUCCUGCGCAGAGACAUCGCCGCGGCUCGAACUCGGGAUUUGAACUCAUACCACGCCGAGCCCUUACUCAUACCCCCUCCACCCGCCCACGAUCGACGCACCUCGCCGCCAUCGGCUUAUAGUUACGAUGCACGCCCCUCCUCCUCGCCUCACGGGUCGCCCUUCCCGCCCAUGCAGUCCCAUCAGGCGCCUAUGACUCCUCACCAGGGCAGUGUGCCCCCAGUUUCAGUUCAACCUGGCACCACACAACCCAAGCCAAGUGGUACUCCUCAACCAGGGGGUGUGACACCUCCCCCGACUUCCACUCCUGGGGGUUCGCAGCGCGGAGGAUUGAAUGUGCGCGACAUGCUGAACCCGGGCGAUUCCCAAGGCCGGUCCAGCACUGAUAGCGAUAUGCUCAAUGCGCUGAACCGCCGCGGCCCGCAAUAG
This is a messenger RNA of Penicillium paradoxum, 1269 nucleotides long. Its product is annotated as Zn(II)2Cys6 transcription factor domain-containing protein. NCBI's taxonomy places the organism in Eukaryota, Fungi, Ascomycota, Eurotiomycetes, Eurotiales, Aspergillaceae. Gene Ontology annotation, biological process: regulation of DNA-templated transcription. The record is from RefSeq and is a predicted model, not a curated record. The coding region runs from base 1 to 1269 and encodes 422 amino acids. The transcript is spliced from 4 exons. Gene Ontology annotation, molecular function: DNA-binding transcription factor activity, RNA polymerase II-specific; zinc ion binding.